AUGGAGCCAGCGCAGCUCCCAGCCGGAGCUAACCAGGAUGAAGAUGUCUUCGCCGGAGUGAGCCGCUCGCGGCAGAUCUCUCCAGUGCCAGAGCAAACGGCCGCUGUUCCUGCUCUUGCUGAAGACCUCAUUGCUCGAACGGUGUGCCGGAUGGUCCCAGUCUCUCCAGACUUGCUCCGGGCUACACGAGCCGGCGAUGUGUUCCGAGGCUUCGGCAAAGCCCUGCGUGGGUCCAAGAAGCUUCAUCGGUUGAGCUACCAGACCAAGAAGAUUAGCGUGUUUUGGAGUCACAGUUGGCAUGGUUCAACUUGGCGAAAGCACAUGACUCUCCUGCUCUUCUACAACGGCGCAACUGCGGCAGUCAUCGCAUGUCUCGGCUCGGCUGUUACAUCUGUCCUUUUUGCGUCAGAGUUGUUGCCCGUCCUUAAAGGACCAAACAACUUUACAGAAGACUUGCCCUAUGCGCAUUGGCAAUCUUUCUGGGCAGCCCUUGUCGGCAUGAUCCUGUACAUCUUGGUGCUGUUGUUCUGGAGACCCGUUGAUUCCAUCUUCUUUGAUGUGACCUGCAUAGACCAAUGGAAUCCCGAACGCAAAGGAAAAGGAUUACUGAGCAUCGGUGCAUUCCUAGAGGCUUCACGCUCCAUGCUAAUUCUUUGGGAUGCCACGUACAGCGAUCGCUUGUGGACAAUGUUUGAGGUAGCUGCCUUCUUGAGGAGCCGGGAAGAAGGCGAGACGCCAAAAGUCGUUCUGAGGCCCACGAUCCUAGGCCCUUCCUACCUCUUGCUGAUGCUGACGGUGAUUCUCGUUCUCAGCGUUGGUGACAUUGUCAGUGUGCACCUCUCAGCCAGCGGCCGCUACGUGCUGUGGUCACUUCAAUUCUUGAUUUGCUUCUGUGGACUGGCCGCUAACACGGCCACUUUCAGAGAGUAUUUUCGAUCAGUGAGUAAUUCCCAGGAGCAAGUGGCAGGUUGGCGUCUUGCAGAUGUCAAAUGCUCCUGCUGUGACACCGGGCAUGUUUGUGGUGGGCUCUGCGACCGAGAGGUUGUACUCAAGUGCAUCUGUCAGUGGUUCGGCAACCUGGAACAUUUCGAAUCUCGCGUGCAAACGGAGAUCAUGGACACGUUUGUACACGAGCAGUCCAGGCAACCCUUCACGUACUCACAAGUUGUGAUUGCUCUCGUCCCCAUUCUUUGGAGCUACCUGGACAGGGCUUCAGCAUAUGCUCGCUUCACCGAGUGGGAUCCAUGGUUGCAGGCAUCCUGUCAGAUCGCAAGGGGACUGACUUGGUGGUUGGGGGUCGGUCCUGUGGCAUUUCUGGCCCAGUGUCGGCUCGCAUUUCGCUUCCAGAGGAAGUGCAAGCGGGCACGAUGCGACCCUUUGAUCAACUUGCUGCCGCUCCUUGGCAUCGUGCUCGUCAUUCUUGUGGCAGUUGUGGUUGAACAACUCUGCUUUGAGCCCACCCUCUUUCAUGACGGACACACGGACAAUAUGCUCUUGUUCGCCGCGCUUGUGCUGCCUUUAGCAUGGUUGCUUUAUGGAUAUGUUGGCGCAGGCCCAAGAUUGACAGUACGCACAAACAAGCACAGCAUACCGUGA
Messenger RNA from Symbiodinium necroappetens, 1596 nucleotides. The record is from the annotation of a GenBank genome assembly. Lineage: Eukaryota; Dinophyceae; Suessiales; Symbiodiniaceae.